AUGUCUUCUUUGGAUGCAUUGAGUAAUACUCUUGAGAAGAGUGCUCCAUCGGAAGAACCUAUAGGCACUAAUAGGUUACAACUUAUUUCACAUGCUAUUGAAAGGGUGAGGGAUAGUGUUCAUUAUUGGACUGCAACACCAAAAAGAGAAGAAAAAUUUAAGGAAACAUGUGCGCAACUUAAAAUACCCUACACAAAAAAUCUUUGUCUUGAUUGUAAAACUAGGUGGAAUUCAACAUUUUUGAUGCUUGAAGUUGCAAUUAUGUAUAGAGAUGUAUUUGAAAGAUUGUCAUUGCAUGAGAGUCAAUAUAAAUAUUUUCCUAGUGAGAAGGAUUGGGAUAUGGCGGAUGAGAUUUUUCAAAGAUUGAGGGUAUUUUUUGAUGUGACUGAAUUAUUUUCUGGAACAACUUAUCCUACAUCAAAUCUUUAUUUUCCUAAGGUUUGUGUGAUUAGGUUGGCUUUGAUGGAGUGGAAAAAUUGUGGAAAUGAGAUAAUUGAAAUGAUGGCUACUCGUAUGAUAACUAAGUUUGAAAAGUAUUGGGGUGUGAUUAAUACAGUUAUGGCUAUUGGGACUCUUUUGGAUCCUAGGUACAAGAUGUAUUUAUUGAAUUUCUUUUUUCGUAAAAUAUAUGGUGAGACAGAAGCAUGUGUUGUAAUUGGUCAAGUGAAAAGGGUAGUGCAAGAUUUAGUUUUAGAAUAUGCAACAAAGGGAAGAGAGAGAGACAAAGCUGCUCAAUUAGAUAUGCUGCCACCACCAUCAAUUCCUUCAAGUUCAAAGGGGAGGAAGUUCAGUCAUGAAGAUUGGCAAGCUGAUUUUGCUGCACAUGUAAGUGAGGAAUCCGCAUUUAUUGAUACAAAGAGCGAGUUGGAUUAUUAUCUUGAAGAGAGACCAGUACCACAAACUGAACAUUAUUUUUAUAUCUUAAAUUGGUGGAAGUCAAAUGAAGCGAAGUUUCCUACUUUGCAAGCUAUUGCUAGAGAUUUUUUGGCGAUUCCUAUCUCUACCGUUGCCUCUGAAUCUUCAUUUAGUACGGGUGGUCGAUUUGUUACGCCACAUCGUAGUAGGUUGCGUCCGGACACAUUAGAGGCUCUAAUGUGUAAUCAAGAUUGGCUUUGGAAUGAACUUGGCACUACAACUAACAUAGGAAUUGAGUGCUACAUAAUUCAUAACAUUGAAGGAGAUGUUGACGAUUCAAGUAAGUCAGAAUCUACCAUCACUAUCAUUAUGGGAUGA
Arachis duranensis is the source of this 1233-nucleotide messenger RNA. Its product is annotated as zinc finger BED domain-containing protein RICESLEEPER 2-like. Gene Ontology annotation, molecular function: protein dimerization activity; DNA binding. The transcript is spliced from 2 exons. Lineage: Eukaryota; Viridiplantae; Streptophyta; Magnoliopsida; Fabales; Fabaceae. The record is from RefSeq and is a predicted model, not a curated record. Bases 1 to 1233 code for a protein of 410 amino acids.